This is a messenger RNA of Rangifer tarandus platyrhynchus (Svalbard reindeer), 930 nucleotides long. Lineage: Eukaryota; Metazoa; Chordata; Mammalia; Artiodactyla; Cervidae. The record is from the annotation of a GenBank genome assembly.
AUGGCAGCUGGCUUCACCAGAAUGAGAAAGUGGGAAGGCAUAAGACGCGCAGAGAGAGCUGAUGAUGAAAACUGGUACAGAGGGCUCAGAGAAGUGUUGGGAGAAGACAGUGUAACCGAUGACCCAGCCUUAGGCUUGAAAUUGGAUGACGGUUCUCCCCAGCACAGCAGAGAGCAGAGCGUGAUGACGGACUGCCUGGGGGAGACUUCCAGCAUCCACGGCAGAGACCAGAGGAAGGACCCAAAGGUGAGAGGCUGGCUGGAGCUGCCAGUGAUGGAGGAGCAAAGGGAGGACCUGCCCGUCUGGAGUGUCACAGGCAAGACGCCGGGUGCUCCCAGGGGAGCAGAGCCACCUGGCCUUCCUCUUGAAAGGCCCACUCUGUGGAGUGAGACCAGCCCGGCAGCAGAGAUGCUGUGCGCUACAGCAUCAGAGAAGGCGCUGCAGGGUCAGGAUUCUCAGCGGCACGCCUGGAGCAGAGGCUGCCAGCAGCAGGCACCUCGCCGCCGCAGUAGCUCAGAGACCAAGCUGCUGGUGGUCCAGCCGACCUCCUGGCGGCCCUGCGUCUGCUUUCAGGGGGCAGAUUGUCUGCCGCGUCAUCUGGCUUGUGCGCGGAGACAUUGGCCUCCGGAAUCAAACGUGUCUGCUCAUAAAGCAACGCGCCGCCCGCGCCGCCAGCCCCGCGCGCGUGCCCCCUCCGGAGCGGCGCUGCGGGCAGCUUUCGUCUGUCAGCUGCUUCAGCUGCUUCGGCACGCCGUCAUUUGGAAAUGUGUAAAGAGGCCCACAUUAUCUUCUCCUGAGGUGACGAAUCAAGUACAGGGCCCGCAAGCCCAGACGGUUCAGACGCCAAAUAAGCAGAACGCCGCGGGAGCGGAGGUGGCCCUCUCCCAGCAGCUUGUGGAAAACAAGUCUACUUCUUAUCGGAAAGGUUAA